GCAAUCACUUUCCGGAAGACGUUGUCAUACUCAACCACCUUCUCGUCGAGAGUCUUUGUCAGCGAAAUUAACGAGGCUGUCUACAGGUACACCCAGCAACAGUAUGACAGCUCGAUGUCUUUCAAUUUCGAGAGGAAGGCGUUCGAGAUCCUCGGCGCCGUCGCUUCACAGGAAAACACAACGACAACCGAAUUCGACACUGCGCUCCGCUACCUGAAGGAGCAUACCAUCGAGGUAGUCGAGACGAAGUCUCAAUCCACUGAACAGAUAUACACGGUCGGUCCGCGCAGCAAACUGAACCUUUACCGGAAGGUCUUCAACUUCGCUGGGUUGGAUCACGAAUGUGAUGCGAUGAAGACGUCCUCAAAGGUUCUCCGCGAGACAGAAGUCGUAGACGUCAUGGUCAAGGCUCGCCCAGUGGCUUUCGUUCGAGAUAUACAAGUGGGUCUUUCCUUGCGAGGUCCGAUACAAGUUCGAUCAUGCGUGGUCGGACUGCAGGUUGUGUACGGCAAUGUUGCAGCCGAAAGGCCUGAUAUGCGUGUGGUUGAAGUGAACGGAGGCAACGACGACAUCAACGCAGGCUUUGGUGGAGACUACGUCUGGCUCAAGCCAGUGUACACGUUUGACCCUGUCGAGGCUGCGUCGCGGUUUGACCUCAUCAUCCAGGGGGGCGGAUACCUCGACUGGCCAGACUUAGCCAAGGGCGCGGGUGGCCAGUACCGCUUCUUGCGCGCGGUCAACGACAACUUGUCUCCCGUGAAAAUCACGCAGCUGGUGCUACUGCGCAGCGGAGGGCACAUCGAUAAGGUGGAUGGGUGGGGGUACAACGGGAAAACAGGGGACAUUAACCGAGAACGAC
Messenger RNA from Phanerochaete carnosa HHB-10118-sp, 859 nucleotides. RefSeq lists its product as uncharacterized. The transcript has 3 exons. The record is from RefSeq and is a predicted model, not a curated record. The annotation marks the transcript as partial. Lineage: Eukaryota; Fungi; Basidiomycota; Agaricomycetes; Polyporales; Phanerochaetaceae.